Trichechus manatus latirostris (Florida manatee) is the source of this 1001-nucleotide messenger RNA. Its product is annotated as DIS3-like exonuclease 2. Gene Ontology annotation, molecular function: 3'-5'-RNA exonuclease activity; RNA binding. Lineage: Eukaryota; Metazoa; Chordata; Mammalia; Sirenia; Trichechidae. Gene Ontology annotation, cellular component: P-body. The record is from RefSeq and is a predicted model, not a curated record. Gene Ontology annotation, biological process: mRNA catabolic process; miRNA catabolic process. The transcript has 2 exons. The coding region runs from base 42 to 566 and encodes 174 amino acids.
UCCCCAGGCUGUUGUGUGAGGAGCUGUGCAGCCUCAAUCCCAUGACUGACAAGCUGACCUUCUCUGUGAUCUGGACGCUGACUCCAGAGGGCAAGAUCCUUAGUGAAUGGUUCGGCCGGACCAUCAUCCGCUCCUGUACCAAACUGAGCUAUGAGCACGCACAGAGCAUGAUUGAAAGCCCUGCUCAGCCAAUCCCUGAGAAGGUGCUGCCCCCCAUCUCCCCGGAGCACACCAGCCAGGAGGUGCACCAGGCUGUCUUGAAUCUCCACAGAAUCGCAAAGGAGCUACGCAAACAGCGGUUUGUGGACGGUGCUCUGCGUCUGGAUCAGGUCAGUAACUGCCUUCUUUUAGUACAACUGACAAAUGUGACUUGUGUCUGGACGCAGUGUGGUGAGAUGUGGCACGGCGGGCUCGGGCUCGUCCUUCUUCACCUUUCUCCAGUCACUACAUUAAGACAGGGUUCUCCAAGGCAGCACAGGCAUCCUGCGCCUAACGAUGUGAGCCAAGGCAAAAGAAGGGCGUCUGUAGGUGGCCCUGGAGCCAAAACUCCACUCUCCUUUCCAUAGUAAGGUUGUGUCCAAAUAUGGGAUCCUUACCUCAGGUUUCUACCUCAGAUCCCUUUUGAAUGCAGGUAGGAACAGGAAGCAAGGAAGUUGAGAAGGCAGCUGACCAAUAUCUGAUCCUGGGGCUUAAACAAAAAAAAGUAUUUCUUCAUAUCCCUUGUCUUCCAAAAAGAAUCAUAUGUUUACAGAUUUCACAUUAGCAUUUAAAGCAGCAGAGAACUGAUUAGGCUGUAGGAUGUUGGCUUUUGAAGAAACAGUGACACAGGAUGGUAUUGAUUGCUCUUGAAUACCACAGUCUUGGAGGCAGCCCUGUGGGACCUAGGCAGCUGUCACUUAAACCUGGUUGAAGUUCCAUGUCCAAGAGUCAGCGACUUUAGGAUCUGGGAAUUCUCUCCUCAUUACUCGUCAGUGUAUUACAGAGUGGAGUCUGUGUCUGUA